Anthonomus grandis grandis is the source of this 1585-nucleotide messenger RNA. RefSeq lists its product as uncharacterized. The coding region runs from base 184 to 1473 and encodes 429 amino acids. Lineage: Eukaryota; Metazoa; Arthropoda; Insecta; Coleoptera; Curculionidae. The transcript has a single exon. The record is from RefSeq and is a predicted model, not a curated record. Gene Ontology annotation, cellular component: extrinsic component of mitochondrial inner membrane.
UCACACCGUUCAAACAACAACAUAACCUAAUUUUUGUUACCGUGCUUUGUUUAUGUUAUGACUUAUUUAUUUAUUUCAUUAAUUAAGUAUUAAUCUAUGCAUUUCAUCUGUGUUUAGCACAUUCUACUACUAUACACUUCUUAGUUGUUAUCCAAGUACAAGUGUAGAAGGCUUUUUCCUGUUAUGGUCAAAAUGGAAGAAACCCCCGACUUUUUCCACAACAGUGUUUGUCACAAGUGCAAAAAGCUUUGCGAUUAUCCUGCGAAGCAUUGUGCUAACUGUAAAAUCGUCGCCUAUUGCUGCAGGGCACAUCAAAUCCAGGAUUGGAAACAUCAUAAAACGUUUUGUAAAUUAGCUUGUCGUGGGCAUAUCCAAGCGCAGAAUAACAUAAAAACACAUGCAGACUUGCGACUUUACAUUGAACGAAUGGGCUUUUACUUAAACCUUAAACUAGGAAGGAAAUUAAGCAAAGCUGAGACUCAGAUGUUUAUGUUUCCAAAGCUAUGCGCCAUAUGCUUUAGGCAAGAGGCUGUGUCAGGGUGCUCCUGUCCGUCUUGUGUUGGGCGAUUUUCUAUCUUUGAAUGUGAGAGAUGUAGGAGUGAAUUUUAUUGUUCUAGAGCACAUCAAGAAAAACAUCAACCCUUUCAUAAACUUUGGUGCGAUAAACUAAAACUGUCAUUAGACUUAUCACUUAAUCAAAAGAUUAGUGAAUUAAGCUGCUUAAAUGUAAAGAAAUUUGAAUUAAUGCCUAAAGAAUUAAAUAGUUUAUCAUCUAUUAUAGAUAUUCCUGUUGACACUAAUAAACUUGAGUUUUUAAACUUUGCUGAUCAAGUUUUAAGUGGUCUGACCUUGUUAGCAACUUUAGGACAAACUUCUUUAUUAAAAAACCAUAAAAUCAUUAAGCCCUCAUGUAAGUUACAUGUGGUAGGUGCAGCCAGUUUUGAAAGUACUUUAAAUUGGGCCACUAUUGUGGAGAUAUUUUUUCACUGGAUCCACAACUUAGAGAGCCUGAAUAUUAAUCUUAUAGGACCUGAACUAGACGACAGCCCUAACCAGUUUGAAGAUCUAAAAUCAUUCCUGUGUGAAGAAUGUCGAGACACAAGAAACAUUAUUGGUCCAAUAUUUCAUAAAAACUUUUAUCAUGAAUUAGUUAAUGACUUGCCAAAACCUGAUUUAGUUGUGGCAUUCAAUAGUGGUCUUCAUGAGUUCUUUAAUAGUGGCUCGGACACAUGGGAGAAUAGCCUUACUUCUUUAGCCAAGUAUGUUGGAGUCCCAUUAGUGUUCACUGCCUAUACUGAAGAAGAAAUAUUUAAAGAUUUAGAGGUUCUUAAGCAGGCAAUGGAUAAUAUUAAGAUUAUACAUGGGCCUUGUCAAAAUCAGUUUAGAAAUGUAAAACCACUGAGAGAUUGGGAAAAUCAGAAGGUACCUAUUUAUUACAUUAAUAAUUAUGUAUGUGCUGUUAUGCAAAUUUAACAACAGACAAUAGAAGUUCCAGAAGAAAUGCGUUUCCAAAAUUACCACCUUUGAAUUUUGGAUAUUUAGAAUAAAGUAGGAUGUUAAGAUUUUAAUAUAAAUUGUUUUGUAA